CUGUUAUCUGUACGAUAAAUAUCUGCAGAUUGUGAUCAAUCAUUGCAGCACCAUUAUAUGAACACAGUCAAAGUGACACUCACUUCUUCUUGACUCUGGGAGGGACCAUUAUCAGAAUGGAUCCAAUGGAGAUCGAUGACAGUGUACAUAUGGAGAGGAGCCUCAUCAAGGAUGGCCUUGAUACCAAAGUUGAUCUUCAAGGAAGAAAGCCCCCCUCUAGACGUGCCUUUGUGUGUCUUGGAUUAAUGUGCACGUUCCUUUUUGCUGCAAUUGUAGGACAGUUCCUCUACUAUCACACGUUCACCAAGCCCACAUCAGAAGACCUGAUUCAGACUGCUAACAGCACUGGAGAACAGUUAAAGGCCGUAUGGCGUAACGUGACUAAAGAGAAAGACCAACUGCAGCAAAGCUACAACACCCUGAAACAACAGAAAGAUCAGCUUCAAACAAACUAUAACAGCAUUCAGAGGAAUCUGAACAACCUGCAGAGAGAAAGGAAUGACUUACAGACUCAGUUUAACACCAUGAGAACAAACAGAGAUGAGUUACAGAGGAGUAAUGCUGCACUGAAGAGUGCAAAGGACCAGUUGCAAAGAAACAAAGACAGCUUGCAAAGCCAACUUAAUACUCUGCAGAGGGAGAAAGAUCAGCUGAGGGCCGACUACAACAAUUUGACUCAAGUUAGAGAUCAGUUGCAACAGAGAGUCAGUGUACUAGACAAACCUUGUCCAGGAGCAUGGAGCAAGUUUGGUUGCAGUUGUUUCUAUGUUUCCACUCAAAUAAGUACCUGGUCUUCAAGCAGUGACUACUGCAUCUCCCAAGGAGGUCGUCUGGCAAUCUUAAACAACAAGGAAAAAAUGAUGUUUAUCAACAAGUUGCUGGGAUCACGUACAGACGUCUGGAUCGGUCUGACUGACAGUGGUAGUGAGGGGACCUGGAAGUGGGUGGAUGGGUCCACCGUCACAACUACAUUCUGGAAGCCUGGGCAGCCCAACAGCAAAGACAUAGACCAGGACUGUGGAGAAUUUUGGCAGGGGGGAAAAGUUGGAUCGUGGAAUGAUGAAAAUUGUGCAACUGAAAGUAUAAGUGUGUGUGAAAAACCCCUUUAACAUACAGUUAACCUGUUCUGUAUUUACACAUCUCUGUAUAUAAACAUCACAUUCUACAUCACAGAUGUAAAAUAUCCUGUUUGUUUGCUCUCUUGAUUCAAAACAAGGAAAUCUUAACGCAGUGCUCUGUUAUAAAUUUCAAAUAUUGUACACUUGGUUGAUGAGUGGUGCUUGAUGAUUAAAAAAAAUCUGAUUUUGUAUUCAUUGACUGAUGCCAGACUCUGCUGUGGCUUUUGGUAAAGCUUUAUUUGACAAAUUGCCUUCUUUAUAAUGAAAUUAAAUACAUGUUAUUGAGUGCGUAUUAAAAAUAAUCCUAUUUGCUAUGAGGUAUAAACAUUCAAUAUUUACAAAAGUAUUAAUACUGUACAAAACUGUUAUAACUAUGUCAGAGUGGUACAACAAAA
Messenger RNA from Cheilinus undulatus (humphead wrasse), 1513 nucleotides. RefSeq names its product CD209 antigen-like. NCBI's taxonomy places the organism in Eukaryota, Metazoa, Chordata, Actinopteri, Labriformes, Labridae. The record is from RefSeq and is a predicted model, not a curated record. The transcript has 7 exons. Bases 117 to 1109 code for a protein of 330 amino acids. Gene Ontology annotation, molecular function: signaling receptor activity.